AUGUUUAACCUUUCCGGCCUCGAUGGCGACAAUGAAGGCCAUGAUGAGCAGCCGGCAGAGCCGCAUCCACCACUUCAAGCCGCGGUUGAAGCCGAGGCAGUGGAUACCGUGCGUGGUUUAGCGUCUACAGCAGACGCUGCUGAUCUCACUGCGGCUCUGUGUCGAUCCUGCCAGCAAGGCAAAACAGCCGUUGUCCAGGCUCUGCUCGAGUCUGGUCGAUGCGAUCUCAAUGCGACAGUGUCUGGCGACACGCCACUGUUCUUAGCUGCAAGAAAAUUGGAGCCCGCGAUUGUCAACCUCUUACUCCAGCAUGGAGCCGAUGUUACUGUCAAUUCCUUGAACAUCUCCAGGAGCCCGGCAGCCGGAGACAAGGCCCCAAUGUCCACUCCCCUCCAUGGAGUGGUGGAUAACCUGCGCCGCUACCAAGGGAAGACGGACGUAUCUAGCCUCGAGGAGAUAAUGGGAAUGCUAUUGGAUGCUGGGUGUGACAUCAAUGCCCAGGACUUUCGUGGCGAGACAGUGCUUCUGUCCUGUCUUCACCAAGAGGUGGCCGUGGUUCAGUUUCUCCUCCAGCGCGGUGCAGAUCCGAAUAUUGUGAACGGUCGCGGUAACAAUGCCAUGUCCUUUCUCCACAAGCCUCUGCAAUAUCCAGAAUGGUUCAAAGCCCUCAUGAAACAUGGAGCCCGUUUGGACAUUGGGGGUGACAGCGAGACUGGCACUGCUCUACACUCGUUUGCAUCCCACAGUCAACUUGGCGAUCUAUCGUUAUUUAAGCCUUAUGUGUCGGAUUGGAAGCUCGUCGAUGCCAAGGGCAACACACUUCUUCACAUUGCCGCCAACGUGCAUCUCUGCGGGAGUGCUACUAUUACCGAACUCUUGAAGCUUGGGCUGGACGUGAAUCACAGGAACUAUGAGGGACGACAGCCUAUCCAUAUGAUCGAUCGUCCAGGUGAGGAUCUAAGGGAUGCAUUGGAAAUUUUGUGUGCAGCGGGCGGGGAUCUCGAGGCAAGAGACCGUCAUGGACGUACACUUCUCACCCGGUCGAUGUGCGGUCAUCCCAUGUUCAACCCCCAUGAAUCGAUUCCCGUGCUCGUUAGCUGCGGAGCCAAUAUCAACGCACAGGACUACAGCGGUAAUGGGAUAUUAUCGAAUUUGAUCAACCCCUAUACCUUUCGGUCCGAGCAUGUGGACCUUUUACUUGCACAUGGAGCAGAUCCACAAAUGAAAAACUAUCAAGGGGACACCUUUUUGCAUCAGAUGGCUGCCCAAUUUCCUGCACAGGACUCGGAUACAGCCAUUUUGACCAUGAUAAAGCUCCUCAAGAUGGGAGUCUCCCCAACACAUCAGAACUAUAAGGGUCAAACGCCGCUGCAUGUACUCUGCAGCCACGUCUCUGAUCAUUUCUUCGCGGCAGCAGCCGAGGGAGAUAAAUAUGCGAUUGACUUGUUAUUGGAUGCAGGACUCCAUCAUGCGCUGAACAUUUCCGACUACCAGGGCAUUCGUCCUAUCCACCUGGCAGCUUCGGUCUCCGAGAUAUUGGUUGGAAAGCUGAUUGCUUACGGAGCUGAUACUACUGCUACCACAAAGGAUGGCCGGAAUCUGCUGCACAUCGCAGCGACCGCUCGCCAGAGUAAUAUCAUUGGGCUGCUAUUGGACCAUUAUGCCUCGAAUAACUUGACGUCGUUGGUCAACGCUCAGUCAUCAGAUGGCCAGACACCCUUGCAUCUGGCCUGUCGCUCGGGAAGAUUGGAGACAGUCACCCUCCUUCUUGCACAUGGGGCAACUGUCAAGAUAAAAAACAAAGCGAAAAAAACUCCCUUAGAUGCUUGCGCUGAGUCACUUGCUGAAGAUCAACUUUGGCAGAAGGCCGACGACCAAGGCAACAUGUUCCACACACUCUCUGCGGCUGGAAUUCUAGCGGAGGACCAUGAGCGACCGAAAAUGCCCACAAACAAGAACCAAAAACGUGAAAACCAUAAGCGAGUAGGAUGGAAAGGAGAGAUUAUCUCUGAAAGCGCUACUCUUGGGGUUGGCCGAAUCGUGCGAUUGCUGGCACGGUUUGGUGCCCUUGUACCGAUGGAUACGAACGGACUUAAACCAAUGUUCCAUGCGGUAUCGGCAGACCAUGAGGAAAUGGUAGUGGAGCUUGACAGGGCCUCAAAGGCCAUGGGGAUUGAACUUGCGAGGACCCCAUCUCUCGGUGCUCAGCGCUGCUUGAUACGCUCGCAGCAUCUCCCAGCCCUUUUCAAGGAGAGGUUCAAGUCUCAUAUCUUUGACAAGGAUGCUCUCGAAAUGAUAAUCCUGGGUCAUGACCACGAGCUGGCACAUGCUUUGGAGGAGAAUGCGGACGGUAUCGAAGACAAAUCCUGUCUGCACCCGAUUCUGAUCUUGCUCGCGAGAUGGGGAUACCCAGAACCCUUUGAGCGAAUUGGGCGUCUUAUGUCGGACUCCGAAUGGAUCAACAAGAGUGGCCGGCAGAUGUUAGGAAGCGAAAUGUCACCAUCCCUCCUGGCUGCGGCUCAGCGCGAGCUGCCUAACCUGGAAGUUAUAAAGGUCAUCAUCGAACAAUUCCACGGAGAUGUCAACGUGCAAUACCAAGAAGGCAUGAGAUCCACACCCCGGGUCUAUUACCAAUCCAAAAUGGCCCACCAAAGGCAGUUCAAGCCAGGCGAUACGGCUCUUCAUUAUUUGGCCCAAGGGGAGCACUGGUGGCAUGAAAAAGCUAUUGUCUAUCUUUUAGAGCAUGGUGCCGACCCCAACGCCCGCGACGCCCAGGGCAAGACUCCUCUGUGCCGGGCAGUGCUUAAGGGCGAAUUAGCAGGCCAUCGACAGCGUGAAAUCGCUCGAAUUCUGCUUGAUGGCGGAGCCGACCCUAACAUCGCUGCAACUUGUGGGUUUACUGCACUUGCUAUGUCGACCCACGACCCUCAGCUGUUCAAGCUCUUGGUUGAUCAUGGUGCCUAUCCCUCUGAGGAUCACCCCAUGGAGCUAUAUUCAGCUCUAUACAACUUUCAAGCCGACACGGUCACUGCUCUUUUGGGUAUGGAUCUGGACGCGAACACGAUAACUCUGUCUGAUGCCCAGCCGCAUUGGCACACCCACAGAGUCAAAAAGGUCCCUCAGAACAAUGGACUCAUUUUGCGCCCCCUUCGAUACAUUUCCAUGCUGCCCUUCAACGAGUGCAACAGUCGAGAACACUCAAUCCGAAUGGUCCGUCUUCUGCUGGAGCACGGAGCGGACCCUUUCCUCAACAACGACGACACAAGCCUCAUUCUACACGAAAUCUUUGCCGACGGUGGGGUCAUCCAACCUUGGCUGGAACUGCCUGACCUCAACCUCGAACGGCGUGACCCUCGUGGUCAGACAUUGCUACUGUCUGCCGCAAAAUGCGAAUUUGGGACCAAUUCAUACGGUUGCAAAAUGCCUCUGUUUCCAUUCCGGGGUGGGCGUAUUGAACGCAGUCCAUGGCAGGAGGGUGACCCCACACGUGCAAUGACUCUGUAUGAGCGGGGCGCCAAUCUGACGGCAGUGGACCACCAAGGAAAUAAUGUUCUACACAAACUAGCCGGCCGGUGGAACAAAGAGAAGUUUGCCCAGGAGGAGUUCCGACGGACACUGGCCUUGUUUGUGAAGAGGGCACCCGAGCUGAUCAAUCAGACCAAUUCUGACGGGCAGACACCCCUGACGAUUGCUGAGAACUGUGAAAAUGAAUGGGCGGCGGAGAUAUUACGGACGGAAGGGGCUACGGAGGAAUGA
Penicillium canariense is the source of this 3756-nucleotide messenger RNA. RefSeq lists its product as uncharacterized. Lineage: Eukaryota; Fungi; Ascomycota; Eurotiomycetes; Eurotiales; Aspergillaceae. The record is from RefSeq and is a predicted model, not a curated record. Gene Ontology annotation, molecular function: protein binding. The transcript has a single exon. The coding region runs from base 1 to 3756 and encodes 1251 amino acids.